UUUACAGUCAGCUGUCAAACACACACGUGAUUUUCACUUUACACACUAUUAUGAUCCAUUCUUACUACAUUUCUGGAGAUUUAACGCACAUUUAAAUGAGUCUGGAGCCCAGGAGGAGAGCAGUGCAGGAUGAUUCCUGUGGUACCUGAGACUUACACUCACGUGUUGGCCGAGUUUGACUGUCUGGACCCCCUCCUCUCUGCCCUGCGACUGGACUCAGGCCGGAUCAAAUGCACGUGUCUCUCCGUGUCGAAGAAAUGGCUGGCUCUGGGCACUUCUGCCGGAGGACUUAACCUCAUUCAGAGAGACGGAUGGAAGCAAAAACUGAUCCUCACACACAAAGAAGGCUCUAUCACGCAGGUUGCAUGCUGCCCCCAUGAUGAGGACUUUAUCGCUGUGGCAACGAGUCAGGGUGCGGUAGUGGUGUGGGAGCUACACUUGGAGCGGCGUGGUCGUCCGGAGCGCGCAUCUGUGUCCUGGGAGCAUCGUGGACAGACGGUUACGUCUCUGUGUUGGGACACCUCGGCCCUCCGAGUGUUUGCAGGAGAUGUUGGAGGGAAAGUGUCCUGCGUACGGGCUGGGUCCUCUAAACUUGGGAAGGCCUCUGCAUUUGUUAUCUUCCCAGUUCAGACCAUCACCACGGUGGAUUCCCGUGUCGUCCAGCUAGGGUACACGGAUGGACACCUGGUGGUCUCGUCUCUCAGUCGCUGCUACCUGUGUGACACUGAGAGGGAGAAGUUCUGGCGCGUGGGUAAUAAAGAGCGAGAUGGAGAGUUUGGGGCGUGUUUUCUCCUGCUGGGUCAGCGGGGUCAGGCGGGCGGUCCUCCUCCCCUACUGUACUGUGCCCGGCCGGGUUCACGCAUUUGGGAGGCCAGUUUUACCGGAGAGGUUCUGAGUACACACCAGUUCAAACAGCUGCUGGCCUGCCCACCACUGCCACUCAUCUCUUACAAGAAUGAACCACAUUACAACCCUGAACAAACGAGUCCACAGUCUCUGGCUUUCCCAAGACUAAUGCAGUUUGGUGAACAAAACCUGCUCACAUGGACUGAUUCGGCUAUCUACAUAUUCACCCCUCACAGUGGGCAAGUCCUUCUGUGGACAGAGGUCAAAGACAUAGCAGAGAUCACAGUUUUCCGAAAUGAGUUGUUUUGUCUACAUGGUGAUGGUCGUUUGUCUCACCUGUCGUUGGUGUCACCUGAGCGCUGUGUGGAACGGCUGUUGAAGAGAGAGAACUGGACGCUUGCCGCAACCGUCACCUGCAUGUUUCAGCACGCUGUUAUUACAUCCAGGGCCAGAAAGUCCCUCCCCAUUGAUCGACUGGAGCAACUCAAGACUCAGCUAAACUCCGCCUCCCAGCAGCAGCUGAUUGGUCAGCUGGAGGAAGUGAUCAGUAAACUAGAACCACUGGACUCCGCCUGCAGCAGCCGCAGGAGCAGCAUUUCCUCUCACGAAAGCUUUAACGUUUUGGACUGUGGUAUAUACCGCGUCAUCAGCCGAAGAGGCAGCCAAUCAGAUGAGGACACCAACUCCAUCGCCAACCAAUCGAUGCUUGAGGAGGAACGGCUGAAGGAGUUUAAUUUCACUGAGGAGGAACAGGGAGAGAACGACUCUCAGUCUGUGCGAGGAGAGAGCGACAGGUCUGACCUCGGUCUGCAAUUCCUGCCGCUGUCUUUCCGCCCAAAACCACCACGAGUUGCUCUGCAGGCUGUGCGAGACAGUGUCUCUAGCUUCAUGAAGAAGACCACAGAGAAGAUCAACACUCUUCAGAUGAAUGCUGACCUUUGGCCUCGGCCUGACCUCAGGGAAGGUGUUCAAGGUGAGGUCACGGCCCCUGCAACCCCUCUUCCAGAUGAAGUGGACCAUGAUGUGAAUUCGGAGCAGUCCAGUUCAGAUUCUGAGCUGCAGGAGUUGAGGGUCGCCACACAGAAAGCUGUCUCUCAGAUCCAGGACCCCAUGGUUUUACUCGACCCUGUCUGUCUUGGGGAAGUGCUCCGAGACUGGGCUCCGGUUCUGGAGAGGGUUCUGGGCCCUGAAGAUCACACCAGACCAGGAGAAAGAGAAAAUGGAACGACAAAAGAGGAGGAGAAGACCUUAGAAGAAGAAGAAGAAGAGGUCAUGCCAUCAAUGUCCUGUUGCGUUGUGAUUCAACCGGAGAGCUCAUCAGCGACUGACCUGGAUGAAUCCUCAACCCUUGCCGAAGAAGAGGACCUUAGAGAGAGCAUCCCAUGUUCCACUGCCCCAGUCAGAGCGACGUUUCCACCGCUCACUAACCCUGUGGAACUAAUUCAGCUGUUUUCCCCCAAACCUUUGCCUCCUGAUCUUAACACUGACCUCUCGCAGUUGGCCUGUCUUUACCUGGACUUGGGCUGUCCGGGUGGAUUAAGGGAUGAGAGAGGAGGGGUGGAGAGUGUAUGUGUGUUCCUCAGGAGAUAUUUCUUCCUGUUGGACCAGGAGAGAGUGAGGAAGAUGUGUAUGCUGAAGUACAGAGAGCAGCCCGAGGUGCUGAAGGCGUACAUCGCUGGCAUGCUGGAGUUCACGCAGGCCAGUAAGGUAGUGGAGGUGAUUCAGAAGGGAGAUCUGCUGAAAUCUUUGCGCAGUUUGCGAGACCUUCAACCCUGGAAUGCACCUCUGCUCCUCUCACACCUGUACAGACUCUAUGAGAAACAUGGAGAGGUGGCCGUUCGUGCCUACCCACAGUUCUUUCCCACAAUCCUCCCCUCUGACAUUAUGGCCAUGGCUCUGCCCAGCCACUUCCUGCCUUAUCUGGACAAUCUCGUCCAAUCACGAGCCGAGCAGCAGAGGUUGUCUUUCCUGGGUUCUCUUCUCCAGCCGGAAACUCUGCGACAGGAUUGGUUGGAACUGGCGCUAUCCCAUGAUGCACCACAAAAGGCUGACACACUCACUCCUGAUGGGCAGCCCAGGUGGCGCUCUCAUUUCUUCAGUUGGGGUUACGGACGUCUUUUGUCUCUUUUGAUCCGAUUGCCUGCUGAUCUGACUUCCAAACAGAAGAUGCUGGAGACGUGUAGAACUCAUGGGUAUUGGAUGGGUUACUUGUACCUGUGCAGAGAGCUGCAGCGACGGUCGGAGGCUUUCAAUGCCAUUUGCAGACUGGACGACAUGACAUUACUAGAGGAGGAGGAUGGUAUUGUUCCUCAGUCUCUUGAUGAGUGGGUGUUGCUUCUCCAGCUCUCUCAGCAAAUCAGUAGCAGCAUCAGUGAUGAAGUCCCACCCACUGCUGCUCUGCCCACCAGCAGCAAUAUUAUCAGUACCACCAGCGGAACCUGCUCCGGUAAAACCAAUGGUAACAGCACAGACAAGGGUUCUGCUGACCUAUCUAACGGUUCCACUGACUGGAGUGUUCAUGUCAGUCCGGAAAAUAUCAUCCUGCGGCUGGUGAGAGUCUUUGGGCCGGACCAGGCCCUGGUGGCCCAGCAAGAGUCUGGGGUACAGGUGAACCUCAGUCCACGGUCCACGCUGGUCUGUGAUCUGCUUCGCAUGGCUGAGAAGAGGCAGAGAGCAUUGAUUCAGACCAUGCUGGAGCGCUGUGAUCGGUUUCUAUGGUCUCAGCAUGCUUGAGACCCCCGCAGUAGGGUCCUAGUGUCCACCUGAUCUCCACAUGUCCCUCAAGGAUCCAGCGCUGUUCUCUAUAUGGACACAUUACAGAUUGCUGUCUCUAAUCUGAGCCUGUUUCUAUGCAACUGCACUAGGAUCAAUUGCAUUUAGUGCAUAAGACUGAUUUCAAAGCCUGCGUAUCUGUUUGUCCUGGGUCAUUACUUCCAUUGGACAUUUCUUAGCUUUUCAGACCAGCGCUGUGAUUUGAGAUCAAAUUAAAUUGUCCUGUUGAAUUCAGUGUGAAAAUGUAUGUAAAACUAAAUUCAUUUUACUCUGAAAUUCAAUCUGCUUGUGUUUAUGACGAAGGCCCAAUGUGUUCAGUAUUAUUUUAAGAGUUAUAUAUACAGUAUAUAUAUAUAUACAAUGCUUACAUAUAUGUUCAUCUAUUUAAUUGCCUUCAUUUGAAAGUAUUUGAGAACACAAAUGGGCCUUGAGAAAUGAGGAAAAACUAACAAACCCACACAGUUGUGUCCCUUUAACAAAGAUGAGUAUGAAUAAUUAUGAAUGUAUCAAAUACAAGAUUUUUUUUUUUUGUAACUAAUGUCAAGUGGUUUAACUGGUUAACAGGCUGCUCUUAAUGAAAGCAUAAUAAAUAUGAGUAUCAUGCUAAUUUAAUGUAA
Messenger RNA from Myxocyprinus asiaticus (Chinese sucker), 4235 nucleotides. Its product is annotated as BLOC-2 complex member HPS5-like. Bases 130 to 3579 code for a protein of 1149 amino acids. Gene Ontology annotation, biological process: developmental pigmentation. The transcript has 23 exons. Gene Ontology annotation, cellular component: cytoplasm. Gene Ontology annotation, molecular function: protein binding. The record is from RefSeq and is a predicted model, not a curated record. NCBI's taxonomy places the organism in Eukaryota, Metazoa, Chordata, Actinopteri, Cypriniformes, Catostomidae.